Hymenoscyphus albidus is the source of this 1050-nucleotide messenger RNA. The record is from the annotation of a GenBank genome assembly. NCBI's taxonomy places the organism in Eukaryota, Fungi, Ascomycota, Leotiomycetes, Helotiales, Helotiaceae.
AUGCAGGGCUUCAAUAUGGGACGUUAUGUCCCUCCGGACCAAGAAGGUAUCAUGAGUGGGAACCAGCUUCACGGCAAAAAUGCACUGGGAGCUCGCGCCAACAAAAUCGCCCAAGGGAUUCUGACGGUGCGCUUCGAAAUGCCAUAUCCCAUCUGGUGUACCACAUGUCCCAAGCCCUCCAUCAUCGGCCAGGGGGUGCGUUUCAAUGCGGAGAAGAAAAAAGUGGGAAACUACUUCUCAUCGCCCAUCUACAGUUUUCGGAUGAAGCAUGUUGCCUGUGGUGGUUGGAUUGAGAUCCGUACAGAUCCAAAGAAUACGGCCUAUGUCGUCACCGAGGGCGCACGAAAGAGAGAUCUGGGAGAGGAUAAGGUGAUGGACGGCGAUGUGAAAAUCAUGACCCAGGCAGAGCGAGAAGCCAUGCGGGACAAUGCUUUUGCCGCGCUGGAAGGCAAGGUCGAAGACAAGAAGAGGCUGGAGUACAGUAAGAAGAGACUGGAAGAGUUACAAGACCUGUCGGAGCAGCAGUGGGAAGACCCUUAUGAGCAAAAUCGAAGACUGCGCAAAUCUUUUCGCGCAGGUAGAAAGGAGAGGGAAGCCGCCGCCGGUGUGACCGCCGCUCUGCAAGAAAAGAUGAGCCUGGGUCUCGAGCUUCUACCGGAACAUGAAGACGAUGCAAAGAGAGCGGCCUUCAUCGAAUUCGGUGAGUUGGAUUCUAAAAGAGGUAUUGAAAAGGCUAUCAGCAAACCACUCUUCGCCGAGAAGGAGCCUCAGAUGAAAAGCAGCAUGGCCAAACAGGCCAAAGGAAAGCUGAAAACUGAGAAACUCGCUGAGCAAAGAAGAGCUAAUAUUGCAGCCGAAAUACGAGGGAAUACGAGGGCCGCCAUGGACCCUUUUCUGCCAGGUUCAAGAACUCACGCAGACUCAAGCUCGAAACUUGUGCUUGCUGGUGUCAAGAGGAAGAGGCCGGGCCCUGAGAUGAUUUCUCCACCAGUAGAUGUGUCAGAAACAUCGAGGGCGCCUACAGCUCUGGUCGACUACGACUCUGACUAA